AUGAAAUCUUUCAGCUAUUACUUUACUGAUCGUGAAUUUCUAUCAAAAUUAAAAUCUGUCUAUGAUAUUCCUCAGGCAGCUGAUACAAACGAAAUUCGUUAUUUGCCUCAAUCGCCAUUGAAAACAUAUCUUUGGCGUUCGAUCGAAUAUAAUGAAACAUUAUUUGGUCCAAUGUAUCGAUUUAUUUUCGGUUUAAUUUGUAUAUGUUCAAUAUUUAUUUAUAUGUAUGAAUUAGUUGUAACAAGAAAUGAAAACUUUCUAGAAUUUACUGAAAAAUACAGUGGCUAUUUUCAAAAUAGAAUUCAUUCUGUUAAUGUAACCGUUCGUUUUAUUGAUUAUCGUCCUGAUACGCAUCGUCUAACAUUCUCUAUUGAAAUUCUUUUUAUUUUUCUCUGGACAAUUGAAUUACUUAUGUAUCUAUUGUCUGCUCCAAGCGUAUAUUUUUGUAUCAAAUCAAUAUUUUUCUGGAUUGAUAUAAUUAAUAUUUUAAAUACAAUUAUUUAUGGAAUAUUUAGUUUAACAAACAGUCGUCAAAGAGAAGCAUCAAUGGGUAUUUUUACAUUAUCUAUUGUCCUAUUAGGUACGAGUUGUGUAUUUGGUGCAAUUAUUUAUUCAAUUGAACGAACAACAAAUCCCGCAACAUCGACUAUACUUUUUCCAAAUGUUGGCAAUAGUGUCUAUUAUACACUAUUAGCCAUUACCAAUGUUGGCUUUGAAAGCUUUUUACCGUCGACUUAUUUAGGUAAAUGGAUUGCUUGUGCAGCAAUUACUAUUGGUCUGUUGACAAUUGCUUUACCAUUACCAUUGAUUUUAUCACCAUAUACUGAAAAAUUACUUACUAAAAAUAAAAACAUUAUCUAUCAAAAUGUUGGUGGGUCGGAAAUUUCAAAUGAUGAUCCCGAUGUUGAUUGA
This is a messenger RNA of Rotaria socialis, 912 nucleotides long. NCBI's taxonomy places the organism in Eukaryota, Metazoa, Rotifera, Eurotatoria, Philodinida, Philodinidae. The record is from the annotation of a GenBank genome assembly.